ACUGCGGCUCGAGCACUCGCAGAGACGUGGCCCGCGCGCGCAGCGUGGGCAGAGAGCAUGCUGACACAGCAGGAGCUCGAUGGCUUGCUUCAAUUGCUCAAAGAGGCAAACAAGCCCUUCGACACCCUCGCGGGGCAGUUCUACAAACAGUUCCCAAAAUCUGAGCAGUUUCGAGCCGGAUGCGUCAUCUCCAUGCUGCUGCAGGACCAGCUCCUGACGCAGGCGCAACGGCUCGUUUCGUACUACCUCCUCUACGACAUUUACAGGAAUGACCGGGGCACUGAACGGGAGACGGCCACCAUUCCGUUCGUCCCGCUGGUGGUGGAAUUGUUAGAGACAAGCCAUGAUGCUGUGGAGCGAAAAUUCCUGCUCCAGUUCCUGUCAAAUCCACCGAAGGACCUUCACAAGAAGACUGUGAACCAGUUCGUGCAAGGCUGCGAUGGGAACAUGCCAGAUCUCCCGGAUCUCGACGCGGUACGCCGCAUCUUCCAACAGGAGGAGCUGACCAUGAAUUCAUUGGAACCUUGCUGGGCGCGACCUGUGCCACCGCUCUUGGAGCCCCUUGUGGACGAGGUCUUUUGGCUUUCACCGUCGCUGAUGAGCGAGCCGUUGUGGGAUUGGACCAUGAAGGAUGUCGCUGAAGGCUCAUCGACGGCCGCCACUGGUUCAGGAUCCCUCUUCGGAGCAGGCUCCGGCACAGGCAAGACGAAGACCAAAGCACCUGGAGACCAAAAGAGUGGAGUGCAGUUCGGUGGGGCAUCCAAGGUCGACACCAAAGGCUCGGAGGACGGAAAUGAAACAACAUCUUUCCAGGCCGCAGAUGACAAGGCAGCGGCAGACAAGGACGCGGCUGACAAGGCCGCAGGUGACAAGGCCGCAGCGGCGAAGGCCUCAGCAGAAAAGGCAGCGGCCGACAAGGCCACGGCUGACAAGGCCGCGGCAGACAAGACCGCGGCUGACAAGGCGGCGGCAGACAAGGCCCCAGCGGAGGAGAAAGCGGCAGCAGACAAGGCAGCAGCUGACAAGGCAGCGGCAGACAAGGCCGCGGCUGACGAGGCCGCAGCUGACAAGGCGGCAGCAGAGGCGAAGGCAAAGGCGGAUCAGGCAGCGGCCGAGAAGGAUCUCAAAGCCUUGGCAGCGACCGAGGUGCACAGUACCGAAACGGCAGCAGAAGCCGACGAGGCCGCAGAUGACAAGGCAGCGGCAGACAAGGACGCGGCUGACAAGGCCGCAGGUGACAAGGCCGCAGCGGCGAAGGCCUCAGCAGAAAAGGCAGCGGCCGACAAGGCCACGGCUGACAAGGCCGCGGCAGACAAGACCGCGGCUGACAAGGCGGCGGCAGACAAGGCCCCAGCGGAGGAGAAAGCGGCAGCAGACAAGGCAGCAGCUGACAAGGCAGCGGCAGACAAGGCCGCGGCUGACGAGGCCGCAGCUGACAAGGCGGCAGCAGAGGCGAAGGCAAAGGCGGAUCAGGCAGCGGCCGAGAAGGAUCUCAAAGCCUUGGCAGCGACCGUGCACAGUACCGAAACGGCAGCAGAAGCCGACGAGAUCCCCCUGGCUACCUUCGACCUCCUGCGCCCACCCAUGGCGGCGCAGGCAGCACCGGGUCCGGUGAGUCCGAACCUCCCAAGCAAUGGGAGCUUGGGACAUCCUGAUCUCUGUGGCAUAGCGCCUCUGCCGCCUCAGACGUCACCAAAAGGAGGGAAUGGUCCGGAGAGCUCGUCGAAAGCGGACACGCAUAUGACAUCCACGGCAUUGGUCCGGGAGAAGCUCCUUCGUCGUGCGCUGCUUGAUCUCGAGCACUUUGUGCAGCAGGGCGAUGUUGUACAGGCACAGGCUGCACUGGAGGACGCUCACAUCGCCGGCGCUGCCCAGGAGGAUCUGGAGGCCGGAGCUGCAGCCAUCACAAGGCUCAAGGGUCCCGAAAGCCGGAUGGAUUCUGAA
This is a messenger RNA of Symbiodinium sp. CCMP2592, 1944 nucleotides long. Lineage: Eukaryota; Dinophyceae; Suessiales; Symbiodiniaceae. The record is from the annotation of a GenBank genome assembly.